CCCAUGGUACAAUAUGCCCCCUAAUAUUAUUACCUUGUCUAAUAACCGUUAGAUCAAUAUUAUAAAACAAUCCAACGAUGACUGCUCAACUACCCUUCUUAACUCAAAAUAUUUAUUUGAGUUGAAUGAAUCUGUUCUAAUCCAAUCUUCAAUCAACUGACUAUCAAAAAAAAAAAAAAAAAAAAAUCUCCAAUGAACUCGUUUGCGUUGCCUGCCAUGGAACCUAACAGUAGCAAAGAGCACAUAACCCGAGUUCUCUUCUGUGGACCUUACUUUCCCGCUUCACACAAUUAUACACGAGAAUAUUUGCAAAACUACUCCUCUAUACAGGUUGAUGAUGUUCCUCUUGAUGUUGUACCCAAUGUUAUAGCAAACUACCACAUUUGUGUAGUGAAAAACAUGAAACUAGAUUCACAAAUUAUCUCUCUUGCGAAACAAAUGAAGCUGAUAAUGCAAUUUGGUGUUGGUCUUGAAGGUGUUGAUGUUGAUUCUGCAACGAAGCAUGGGAUCAAAGUAGCUAGGAUCCCAAGUGAUUCAACUGGUAAUGCAGCUGGAUGUGCUGAAAUGGCUAUAUAUCUGAUGCUAGGCCUUCUUCGAAAGCAAAGCGAUAUGCAAAAUUCCAUAAAGCAGAGAAAGCUUGGAGAGCCUGCUGGUGAAACACUACUUGGAAAAACAGUAUUCAUAUUAGGAUUUGGCAAUAUUGGAAUUGACUUGGCAAAGCGCUUGAGACCAUUUGGUGUGAAAAUUAUUGCUACAAAAAGGAGCUGGACUUCACAUUCUUUGGAAUCUAAUGGUUCAAUAUAUGGCAGCGAUGAUUUGGUUGAUGAGAAGGGAAGUUAUGAAGAUAUGUACAAGUUCGCGGGCAAGGCAGAUAUUGUUGUUUGCUGUUUGUUGUUAAACAACGAAACAGUGCACAUUGUAAACAAGUCAUUUGUAUCUUCAAUGAAAAAGGGUGCUCAUUUGGUGAAUAUUGCCCGAGGGGGACUCUUGGACUAUGAAGCUGUUUAUCAGAGCCUCAAAUCCAACCAUUUGGGAGGCUUGGGUAUUGAUGUUGCUUGGACCGAGCCAUUUAAUCCCGAUGAUCCAAUUUUGAAGUUCCAUAAUGUUCUAAUCACACCUCAUGUGGCAGGUGUUACGGAAUAUUCUUACAGAGUCAUGGCUAAGGUCGUUGGUGACACUGCAAUUCAACUUCAUGAAGGAAGAACUCUGUCACAAGUAGAAUUUGUCAAUUGAAUGGUUUGGAGAACGAUUUCUUAUUCAAGCAAGUAGAUCCAAAAAUUGUUCAAGAUAAUAAUGGUCAUUAGUCUUCUCUAUACAAAUAAAAAAAAUAACUUUAUUAA
Humulus lupulus (European hop) is the source of this 1340-nucleotide messenger RNA. RefSeq lists its product as uncharacterized. Gene Ontology annotation, molecular function: NAD binding; phosphoglycerate dehydrogenase activity. The transcript is spliced from 9 exons. The record is from RefSeq and is a predicted model, not a curated record. The coding region runs from base 193 to 1233 and encodes 346 amino acids. NCBI's taxonomy places the organism in Eukaryota, Viridiplantae, Streptophyta, Magnoliopsida, Rosales, Cannabaceae.